AUGGAUAAGAUUGUGAAAGUGGGAACAGAGGCAACGAAUGAGAGACAUGUCUCUCCAACAGCUCCACAGAGUAUUGAGACUCCAUUUUUUACUCCAAUUCAGACGCGACAGAUGGUAACAGAGGGAACGUAUGACUCUACAGACCCUUUGACUGAAAUCAUUUUAGCAACCAAUAAAGAGCCUUCGACUGAAAUAAUUUCAGCAAUCAAUAAACAGGAGGAUACACAUGCUGUGCAUAACACACCUUCCUCUCCAGUCUCUUCACUAAUUUCACGAGUUAUUGAAGAAACACAUCAUCUUCAGACAAGUGCAUCUUCACCACUUUCUACUCUCUUUGACAACAGGGCAGAUGUUGAGAUUGCAACUAGCGUUGACGCUACUUGUCGAAUCUGGUAUCCUGGAAAUGUAUUUGCUACAAAUCUGUGUGAUGGGGUAGAGAAGGUGGCAGUAACACUGUUUGCGGACCAAAAGAGAGUUACUGUAACAGCAGACAAAAUCCGCCCUAAGCCACCCGCUGAUGACAGAGAAAAGAAGUUUGAGAUGAUGGAUAAUGUUGAGGCAUUUUACAGUAAAGGCUGGAGCAGUGGACAAGUCAGAAUGAUUCUGGGUGAGAACACAUUUUCUGUUUAUCUGAAUAGCUCGAUGGAAACACUUGAAUUCAAAGCUUCAGAUUUGAGAAUUCAUAGAGAAUGGCUAGAUGGAGUGUGGAAGAUGGCAGAUGAGACUCCAUUGCAUGAGACGGCUUCCAGACAAGAUGAAGCCAAUCCAGAUCAGACGCAGCAGAAACCCUUGUACGUGUUCAUGUUCCCAUUCCUGACUUCAGGAUACUAA
Brassica oleracea var. oleracea is the source of this 831-nucleotide messenger RNA. RefSeq lists its product as uncharacterized. The coding region runs from base 1 to 831 and encodes 276 amino acids. NCBI's taxonomy places the organism in Eukaryota, Viridiplantae, Streptophyta, Magnoliopsida, Brassicales, Brassicaceae. The record is from RefSeq and is a predicted model, not a curated record. The transcript is spliced from 6 exons.